This is a messenger RNA of Kickxella alabastrina, 1043 nucleotides long. RefSeq names its product vacuolar import and degradation protein-domain-containing protein. The transcript is spliced from 5 exons. The record is from RefSeq and is a predicted model, not a curated record. Gene Ontology annotation, biological process: protein catabolic process in the vacuole; proteasome-mediated ubiquitin-dependent protein catabolic process; protein targeting to vacuole. Bases 1 to 588 code for a protein of 195 amino acids. Lineage: Eukaryota; Fungi; Kickxellomycota; Kickxellomycetes; Kickxellales; Kickxellaceae. Gene Ontology annotation, cellular component: extrinsic component of membrane; GID complex.
AUGAACAAUACCAUCCAACGAGAGCAACAUCAACAUCAGGAAACGUCGCAGCGCGAAGAAAACCCGGACCUAUCCAUUGCCUCUUUUCGCGAAGAACAUCAUUUGCGACGCAUACACGCCCGCUCCGAGCAGCAGCUGAUGCGCUGGCUGAUGAAAAGCACUGUCGAUACACGUGCCCUCGACUGCGCCCUGCUCCGGCCUGGCAUGGAGUUUUGCGGCGUGCAACGGAUUACGCCGUGGAAGGCGAAUGGCCGGGAGGACACUGACCACUGGUCGCUGUUUGAGCCGGUCAAGCAGGUUCCGCAAACGUUUUUGCAAAAGUGGCCAGAGUCUAUGCGCGGCAAGCGGAUGCCACGGAUCCUCGAGGACUAUCUAUUUAUGCGCUGGAAAGAGAGCACGUUCAUCAAUGUUGGUCCGAGCGAAACGGGGCUUACCAUCGAGGGGUUCUACUACAUAUGCAUGGAUCGUAUAACUGGAGCUAUUGAAGGGGCUUACUUUGACCCAUCGACUCAACCAAACCAGCGUCUCACAUUGAGCGUCAAGAACGAUGGCAAAUGCCUGGCAUUUGCAUCCUCUGAAUUUUGCUGAAUUAAAUAAACGAAAGACACUACGUCAUUUAUACUUUAUAAUAUGCAUUGUGAGGAAUUUAUAAGAAAAAUUGCGUGAUAUAUUUAUUUCACUAUUGGACCACUGCACUAUAUAUUUUCUUAAAUCAGCGGAUGGAUGACUGGAAUAAUAAUAAAACAAGACUUCUUGUGGAAGCCCCAAUGGAACAUUUAUUUUUCACUUUCGUUUUUUCAUAAGCAUAUUUUUUAAUCGAUGAUGCAUAAAAGAAAGAGAGUAGUUGAGAAACAAAUUGAAAAUGCGAAAAAGGAGAAAUAUGUAUGUAAAUAUUUUUAAUUAAACAUUUUCUAGUGGCAAUCAAGCAUAAAAAUCCCAUGCUUUGGGUGUGUGGGUGUGUCAUGUUCAUACAGAAAAGAAAAGAAAAAUGAUGAAAGAUCUGAUUUAAACUGAAAUAAAUUGAAAUUGUAAAGAAAAAACUG